AUUAGGGGUAAAGAAGGUAGGAGAGAAACGCAGAAGCGCAGCGGAGCCACAGCACCUUCUCUCAAUCUCGUCAGCGAGUCCGACCGAGCGCAGCCGAGCGACCGACCCGCCCGACCAUGUUUCGACAAGCGCCUCGCCUACUGGCUAGAGCCACCUCCAUGAUGAGGACUCGAUCCUUCUCCACCGAUCUCCCGGCGGCUCAGACGGUCGAUUCUUCGUUUGUGGAGGCGUGGAAGAAAGUGAUCCCAAACAUCGACCCACCUAAGACUCCCCUCUCUUUCAUGCAACCUCGGCCGCCGACGCCCUCUACGAUUCCCGGGAAGCUCACUGUCAACUUCGUUCUUCCUUACCAAUCCGAGCUCUCAACCAAGGAGGUAGACAUGGUCAUAAUCCCAGCAACAACUGGGCAGAUGGGUGUUUUACCUGGUCAUGUAGCCACCAUCGCUGAGCUGAAGCCUGGAAUUCUAUCUGUACAUGAAGGGAAUGAUGUGACCAAGUACUUUCUCAGCAGUGGGUUUGCAUUCAUCCAUGCAAACUCUUUUGCAGACAUAGUUGCCGUAGAAGCCGUUCCUAUUGACCAUAUUGACCCAGCCUUGGUUCAAAAGGGCCUUGCGGAGUUCACCCAGAAGCUUAGCACAGCUACGACUGACUUGGAAAAGGCUGAAGCCCAAAUUGGGGUGGAUGUCCACAGUGCUCUCAACUCUGCACUCACGGGCUAGUAGUAGUCCUGCUGCUCCAGCCUUUUCAUUUGUUGUUUCUCUGGUUUCAUCAGCUUCAGUGACUGUUACCAUCUUGAGCCAGACCUGAUCUCCAAGUGAUAUUCAUUUUCCUUGAAUGCGUGAUGAUGUAUUCCCUUUGUUUAGAUUUUAUCAUACUGAUAUUUAGGGAGUGGAAUAAAUUUCUGAAACAAGAAAUGGAGGAAAGAUUUUAUUCUUCUUUUGGAUUGUAGAACUCACAGGUGGAGGCUUUAACUUGUCUCCCAUUUUAUGAGGUUACAACUGAAACGAAAGCACAACUUCCUUUUUAAGUUUUA
Messenger RNA from Nelumbo nucifera (sacred lotus), 1033 nucleotides. RefSeq names its product ATP synthase subunit delta', mitochondrial-like. NCBI's taxonomy places the organism in Eukaryota, Viridiplantae, Streptophyta, Magnoliopsida, Proteales, Nelumbonaceae. Gene Ontology annotation, molecular function: proton-transporting ATP synthase activity, rotational mechanism. Gene Ontology annotation, biological process: proton motive force-driven ATP synthesis. The record is from RefSeq and is a predicted model, not a curated record.